This is a messenger RNA of Brassicogethes aeneus, 6436 nucleotides long. The record is from the annotation of a GenBank genome assembly. Lineage: Eukaryota; Metazoa; Arthropoda; Insecta; Coleoptera; Nitidulidae.
AAACAAUCAUAAACAAUUGAAAAGUGGUGGGGAAAGUUAGUGUAUCUGAAAUCAUGGCGUCUUAUGUUUUUGUUUGGAAGUAUUUUUUGUGUUUUCAGUGAUUUUUAGUGAAUAAAUAGUUAAAAUGAGUGCCUGGGAAAACGUGGAAGAACAAUAUAGUUAUGGGAUAGUUAUAUACAAUUUUAAAGAAGAAGGCGAGCUAAAACUGAACCUGCUCGUCGGCGAAACCGUCCACAUCCUAUUGGAAGAAACCGGCUGGUACUACGGCUACGUGACAACUAAUCACAAUGAAAAGGGCAUCUUCCCCAAAAGCUACGUCCACAUAAAACCAUGCAUAUCGGUCGACACGAAAGGCCCCACUCCCAACUUUAUUUUUCACGAACCCCCCAUUACUCACGAAAUAUCAUCGGUACUCAGAGAAUGGGGGGUUCACUGGAAGACACUAUACGUUGAUCAAAGUAACAAAUUCGAAGAAAUCAAGAAUAAAAUCUACGAUUUGUUGACUCAAAGGAGUAAAAUAUUAAGCGGUACUUUGCCUAUAGAUGAGCUAAAAAGAGUUACGAAAGAAGCAACAGAAGCCAUAGAUGAGGGUAAUAAAACCCUGGGGUUAGAUUUGGUUGUUCGUGAUAAAGAAGGCAACAUUAUAAACCCUGAUGAAACUAGUACCCUUCAGUUAUUUUACCACCACAAAAAAGCCACGGAACGAAUGAGUUCGCGUUCCAAAGUGCGAGAAAAUAUUGAAGUUAAAGAUGAACCGCCAAAGACUGCCAUACAACAGUAUUCAAAUAUUUUUUUGGUGACAGUGAGAAAUUUUACUUUUAAGUUGAGCGAAGACGCCGAAUUAUUAAUGAUGUUAUAUGAUGGUAUUCAAUGUAGGCCGUUUACUGAAAAUUAUGUUGUUAGAUGGAAUAAGGAAGGACUGAUGAGCGAUUUGGACCAAAUGUACAAUUUAAGAGUUAUGUUUACAGAUCUUGGUAAGAAAGAUUUGGAACGCGAAAAAAUAUUUUUUGUGUGUCAGGUGAUACGCGUAGGGGCAAUGGACGCUAAAGAAACGGAUUUAAGGCGAACAUCUGUCAGCGUGUUAAAUAAAAGUGUAAAAAACUACAGCGACAAUAUGCGCAGACCUUUGGGGGUAGCUGCGAUGGACAUCACGGCCUAUAUGAGCGGUAAAUUGGAUUCCAAUUUGGAGCAGGAGUUUCCUGUUCCUUUUAUUAGUUGUGACAAAGAUAAUUUAGAACAAACCCUUAGAAAGAUAAUAAACAAAAGUAGUUUAGAUAGUAAAAAUCACCAUCUCUAUGUUAGUUGGAAACUGCUACGUGGUGACUUACGACAGGUUCGCGAAGAAAAUGCCCAUUUAGUAUUAGGCAAUGUGUCGAUAUCCAGAAAAAUGGGAUUUCCCGAAGUGAUAUUACCCGGUGACGUCAGAAACGAUUUGUAUUUGACGAUUGUUGGUGGUGAAUUUAAUAAGGGAAACAAAUCAAGUGACAAAAAUGUCGAGGUUACUGUUAAAGUUUGUAACAGUUCAGGAAAACCAAUACCAGGUGUUAUAAGCGUUGGUGGUGGUAUUUCAAACAUAAACGAGUACCGUUCUGUAAUUUAUUACCACGAGGACAAACCCCAGUGGUAUGAAACCUUUAAAGUGGCAAUACCCAUAGAAGAGUUUAAAACUAGUCAUAUAAAAUUCAUAUUCAAACACCGUUCUUCCAAUGAAGCAAAAGACAAAAACGAAAAACCUUUCGCCAUGGCCUAUGUAACCCUAAUGCAAGAAAAUGGUACAACUUUAAAAGACUCCAAACACGAUUUGGUGGUGUACAAAAUUGAUCACAAAAAAUGGACUGAGGAUUCAAUGGAGUAUUUCCAAAUGCCUCCAAAAUUGGAGAACAUUAAAAACCCAAAAUUAACUAACGGUGGCCUUAGUUUGAACCUUAAAGAUUCCUUCUCCAUCUACAGCAACAUUUGCUCUACAAAGUUAACUCAAAACGUAGAUCUACUUGGUUUACUGAAUUGGUCUGCAAACAAAGAUACAUUACGAGACUCUCUAACAGCCCUUAUGAAAGUGGAUGGAGAGGAAGUGGUAAAAUUCUUACAAGAUAUUCUUGAUGCCUUAUUUAACAUAAUAAUGGAGAAUCAAAAGACUGACGAAUACGACACCCUUGUUUUUGAGUGUCUUCUACAUAUCAUUAGCUUGGUAGGAAAUUGGAAAUAUCAGCAUUUUGAACCUGUUUUGGAUUUGUACAUUGAAGAGAGUUUUAGUGCAACCUUAGCUUACAAAAAACUAAUAGGCGUUUUAAAGAGUAUAGUGGAUCAAAGCAACUGGAAAGAUCACAAUAAAGAUCUAAUAUUUAAAACGAUGCGUUCUAUACAGUAUGUUAUGCGUUUUACGUCCAGGUCGAGAAUUUUAUACCAAAAUUUGAACCCUGAAAUAAUAGAGGACAAUUUUAAUGAGGAUCUGGAUUUGUUGUUGCGCGACAUUAUAAAAAUGAUGAAAUCGACUAGAGAUGACUUAUUGAGGGAACAGGGUGCUGUUCUUAAAUAUUUUCCUUCCACAAUACCUGAUAUUCUGUUGAUAUACUCAUCAACUGACUUAAGUAAACUUCUUUGUGAGAUGUUUACCAGCGUGACGAAAGGCAGACUCACAAAGCAAAAAAUGAUGUCAAUCAACGACAUAGUGCAUAGUAAAUUGUUCUUGUAUCCCGAAUGUCGCCAAAUAUUAUUGCCGAAGAUAACCGAACAGGUUCGAGAUCUGUUUCAGAUCAAAGACGAGGGUGUUGCGACGGGACAAGAUGGCAGGAGGCAAAACAGAUCGGUGGCCAAAGUGGCUCAGCUGCUCGGGACGACUGCGCACUGCGUGAACCAACAUGUCGGAUAUUCGGAAGAGGUUGAACUUUGUAUAAAAAUAAUGAGUGAUAUUAUGGAGCUACUGUUUAGAAAGGAUAUUGGACCGACCACAAAUGACUUGCAUGAAAUAAUAAAAACCGAUUUAAGAACGAUUAUACAGAGCCACAUUAAAAUGGAAAAAGAUAAUCCACAUGGGGGCAACCUGGUGGCCGUAAUGAUCGACCUCUUCCGUCAAAUGACCGAAGACCACUACAGCGAGUACGUCAACAGUUUCACAACCUCCUACGAUAUACUCGACUUUCUAAUGGAGAUCUUAGUCGUAUUUAAAGAGCUCGUGAACAACUCGAUCUUUCCUGAGGACUGGUCGGAGAUGAUCAUGCUGCAAAACAGUAUUAUUUUAAAGUCUCUGAGGUUCUUUUCGCACACGAUCAGAGAUCGCUUCUUCCAAAAGUUCGAGCACGAUGCGUGGAAUAACUUUUUCCACUGCGCGAUCGCGUUCAUGACGCAAAAAGCUUUGCAAUUGGAGAGGUUCUCGUACAGCAAAAGAGCGAGAAUUAUCAAUAGGUACAAUGAUAUGAGGAGAGAGACUGGGUUCGAAAUAAGAUCUAUGUGGUUCAAUUUAGGUCAAAACAAGAUACAGUUUGUCCCAGCUUUGGUAGAACUUAUCCUUGAAAUGACUUUAAUCCCAGAGACAGAGCUAAGAAAAGCAACAAUUCCAAUAUUCUUUGACAUGAUGCAAUGCGAAUAUUACUCCUCCAAAUACGAAAUCGAAAGUUUUGGCGACACAAAACGCGAUUCUUCGCACAUAAAAGGUUCUUUCAGCGACUUUGAAAAGCAAAUGAUUCACAAGUUGGACACUUUAUUUGGUGUUAGGGGUGAUGCAAAUUAUAUGCAACUAUUCCACGAGAUUAUGAUUCAUCAUUGCAAGCAACAUAUGACGUUGUGUGAAGAAGGAAUCAAGUUUGUCGAAAUUGUGACGAAAUUAAUGGAAAAUUUGUUGGAGUACAGAAAUAUUGUUGGUGAUGAGAACAAGGAGAAUACUAUGAGUUGUACUGUAAAUUUAUUGGAUUUCUAUGCAGAAAUAAACAAACGUGAAAUGUACAUAAAAUACCUAAACAAGUUGUAUGAGCUUCAUCUAGAUUGUGACAACUACACGGAGGCUGCGUUUACUUUAAUUGAACACACAAAAUUAUUGGAUUGGUCUUACGAAAAAUUGUCGACUUUGUUGUCAAAUUCAAAGUAUGACCAGUGCAAAACUCAUAGAGAGUUAAAGGAGACUCUAUACUAUAUUAUUAUUGACAAUUUCAAUCGAGGAAAGAUGUGGGAAUGUGCAAUAGACAAAUGCCAAGAACUAGCACAACAGUGCGAAAGCGAAACCUUUGACUACGAAAAACUUAGCGAACUCCACUUGAGAAUGUCGCGUUUCUAUGACAACAUAAUGAAGAACGUUCGGCCCGACCCCGAGUAUUUUCGAGUGGCUUAUUACGGCCUGGGAUUCCCCAAGUUCCUGCGCAAUAAAGUGUUCAUUUUCCGCGGAAAAGAGUACGAAAGGCUGGUCGAUUUUCACACGAGGAUUUCUAAUGUUUUUCCAAAAGCUGAGUCGUUAAAAUCCACUGGGACUCCCAGUGAAGGCAUCAAGAAUUCUGGAAAACAAUAUUUACAAGUAUGUAAAGUCGACCCAGUGAUGGACGAGAAGAAGCAACGAUUUUCAGGCAAACCGGUAUCCUAUCAAAUCGUGAGAUUCUACCGCGUUAACAAUAUACAAAAAUACACAUUUUCCCGGCCGUUCGUGAGAAAAAUUCCCGAAUUAAACUGCGAAAACGAAUUCGCAUCGCUAUGGUUGGAAAGAACCGAAAUAGAAACCACCUACCCUCUACCAGGUAUUCUUCGAUGGUUCCCCGUGAAACACGAAAAAGUUGAAGAAAUCUGCCCGCUGAGAAACGCCAUAGAAGCGAUGGAAAAAAACAACAGAGACCUAGCCAACUUCAUAACAAUGUACAACAAAGACAAAAACAUGGACAUAAAACCUCUGAGUUUAAAAUUGACUGGCAUCUUGGACGCGGCUGUUAUGGGCGGAAUUAAAAACUACGAGGAGGCGUUUUUCGUGUCAAACUAUCAGCAACUAUUUCCGGAAAACGAAAUACUUAUCAGAAAGUUAAAGGAUCUUAUCGCUGAUCAGAUACCGCUUUUGGAUUUGUGCGUUCAAAUACAUAGAAACAAGGCAUCAAAGGACAUUGAACUUCUUCACCAAAGACUCGAACAAUGUUUCCAAGAGAUGCAAGUUAAUGUUGAAGAGAAAUAUGGCAAAAAGACAUGUGAUUUGAAGCUGGAACAAGAAGUGCAGAUGCGUCGCCACUUUAGCAUCAGCGAAAACAAUCGAGGCAUCCUGGAAAUGCCGCUGACAAACGAUCACGUUGUUGGCGGUCGUAGCAGAGUGUCGAGUUUAACCAGAAGCCAAGUGGCCAACCUGAAACAUUUUACUUCCACAUUUAACUUUACCGCUUCUACGCCCAUGUUAAACAGUAAACACCAACACCACAAUUCUUCCAAAAGCCUUAUAACAUCACCGACAAAAAGUAUCGGACCGACGUCUCUAACGUACAAAAAGUCUUCCAAAACGCCCAAAGAUAAACGCAGGUCCAGCAGCAAAUCGGACAUCAGUUCGCCGCCCAUCAUAGCGAGCGCCACCCAGUGGUACACCGAAGAUACCAAGAGCAUAUCGAGCACGACGUUGUCAAAUGGCUCGCCUAUAAUCGAGUUAACAGAAGAGUUAUUACCAAAAAGACCCCUGAGAGCGGAAGUAGAAAAAGAAAAAAGAUUAAGUCGUCCCCCUAGCGGCCAAUUCUCGAGACCCAACAGCAUGUCAGUAACUAUCAGAGGAGCGAGCAGUUCGGGGAAUAGCAGUAAUAGGGAUUCAGUUGGUACCACUGACUCGAGUAUAAGCGAAGAAGACGCUAUUCCGCCGCCGUUGCCGGUUAAAAGUAGAGACGUGGAUUACAGCAACCUACCUUUGUCGCCGCCUUCGGAAAACGUCAGUUUCCUAUACUCGCAGAGGAACUCUGUGGCAACAAGGACUUCGAUGCAGAUCAACUGGCCUGAAGAGAAUAAUUGCAUGGAUUUGGAUGUGGAUGAACCGCCUCCCACCCCGCCACCGAAACCGCCAAAAAAGAACAAAAUUUAAUUUCGUUUAGUUCACAGAAUUAACGUGAUUUAGGAUUAGGCUUCUCGAUUAUUAAUUACAAUAGGGGCAUAAUGGACAUUUUAAUGUACAAUCAUUUAUUAUUGUGGCUUCGUACUGUUAAAAUUUUAUUUAUUGUUUUAUAUGUAUAUACAGAUUUUUAUAUUAAUGCCUUUAUGUAUUACAUUUACAUAUGUAAACAUAUGCAAUAUACCUCAAUAGGUGCUCAUAACAAUUAGGGCGUGUUUUUAAUCAAUGGCUAAUAACUAAUUCGCAAUCAAAGUUUAGGAUUAUAAAAACUAGUCUAGAAUGUAUCUACAUAUUUAGUAAAGUCAUGUUACCGUAAGUGCCAUUUUACCAUAUAUUUUGUAUUAUAAACUUCUAUAGGUUUUAACAUUUUUAACCAAAGAACAAUAUUUU